UCUGGAAAUCACUAUGAAAUGUGCGUCAAGAAGUCGGAAAUUUCGACACAAACAAAUGCAGUACUGACGUGUCCAGUGAAUUUUCUACUUACUGUAACAGGAUACACGGUGAGGACGAAGGAUGGAUCCGAGCAGAAAGGAGACAUCUGUCCAGAUGGAUAUGUGGGCCGUUGGGAUCUUAGAUACAGACUUUGGAAGGAAGGAAAUGAUACAUUGAAAGAGUGUAAUAAGAUUAAAAACGUGUGUCAUCUCUCAAAGACAUCGUUCUACAGACAAGCAAAAUACUAUUUCAAUACGUGCACAAGUUUUUUGAAGUUGUGCCUUAAUUAUGAGUGUUCAAGAGAUGGAAAACUCGUGGAUAUGUGUUCUGAUGGAGCAUCCAUUACAACAUCGACUUCUAUUCAGUUUUACCGGACCCUGAGUAAUUCCCUGUGUCGGUGUUUCCUAUUUGGAGAUAUUGCAUCGAUUACAAUCAAAGCCUCUGAAGAUAUGAUAUUAAGGAUCAGACAUAUCAACGGCUCACUUAUAAACGAGUACGAAAGUCACAUAUAUUCACAUAGAUGGAAAUACAUUAGUGAUAUUAUUGUAAGCAGUGGAACAUUCUUUUCAUAUUUGAACAACUCGGAGUACAAUUCAAAGGCAUUGGAGAUAGAAACAACGCCUAUGUCUAAAUUCAAAUCCUUCUUUUGGUUUGAAGCACGAGGGGCUGUAAAUUUUGAUUGCAAAGACUUCUCUCGGAUUUAUUUUACAAAGAAAUUCAAAUUUACAGAAGAUGCACUGAAAGGCGGAGAUAAAACAGAUACUAUUUUGCUGUACUUUAUUGGCCCCAGUGUGCUGGUCUCCGUGGUAGCUACUAUUGGUAUUGGUGUUCUCCUCUGUAUUGCAUGGAAAUCUCUCAAAAAAAAAAUGCAAAGUUUCCAGAGGUCAGAAUCAAAGCCCUCUUCUUGCCAGGGUCAAUACACCAAUCUAGAAACUGGAAGAAGGAUUCCUUCCGAUGCUCUGUAUGAAGAGACGGAAUAUUGAAUGUGUAGACGUGCGCCAAAACAGGACUGUGUGGUUGUAUAUAUUGUACAAGUGAUAUACAUGUUUCAAUGAAUUAUAUUUCACAAAAGGAUGCAGACUGAAAAAUAAGUCUUAUGCAGAA
Molecule: messenger RNA, 1144 nt
Organism: Saccostrea cuccullata (small rock oyster)
Lineage: Eukaryota; Metazoa; Mollusca; Bivalvia; Ostreida; Ostreidae
Exons: 7
Coding region: 19-1023 (334 amino acids)
Source: RefSeq, a predicted model, not a curated record